AUGAAGAUCUCGUCCUCUUUGGCUCAUUUGUAACCAGCUACACGAGCAGUUGCACCUUUGAAUAGUUUCAUGGUUAAAUACAGGAAACAUACCGUAUCGCGAAAGGUAAAAGAAAGUAUGGUCACGACUUGAGCGGUUUUUGUUUGCCCUCCCCGCGGGCCGCCCGACCUCCGGCCAACGCUGGGGACGGACCCCGCCGCACUCCCGCUUGGUCCGACGUGCUCAGUCUGCUACUGCCGGUUCUUGCGAGAAAAGGCACUUACAAGUCGGGAUAUAACUGCAAGUGGUAGUUACCAAGCAAGGUAAAGAUGCCGAUUUCCGCUUCAACGUCCUUCGCCGGCUUGCUGGCGGCCUACCUCACGACUUCCUAUUCCCCACGAUGUUGCCUGGAGGUUGCCGCUUUGCCCGCCCGGGACAUUGCGUCGAAAAUGGUCGACGCAACGAGCGUGCUGACCAGCAUGUCCAAGGACUUCAACCACAUCGUUCUCGGCGACAACCUGGUGCAUUUUGUAACCGACGCGAAGCAGUUACUGGAACAGUACCUUGCUGAGGCGAAGAUCAAGCGCCAACGGACCAACGCCCAGCGAAACCACGCAGAUGUGACCAGGAAAACGAGUGAGAAGGAACUGGAAAUCCAAGUGGACGACUUGGAUGACGUAAAAAACUUUCUACUUCUUGUUCAUGAUACUAACGAAAAACUUUACAAUGUUAAUGUAGCCUCGCAUAGAAAAACAAAAAUCUGUGAACUUGUAAUGCAGAGAAUGCCACACACACAUGGGUUUGUCUCGCUAAAUCAGUGCGAAGACAUGAAACUGUAAAACCAAACCUCCUUAUUUCUUAGGCGAAAGAAAAGUUCGUCGAGUUCAUGCAAGGGGUCAAAAACGGCGCGCUCUCCGGGGACGACGCCAAAAACGCCGCGGCGGCGCAGGCUAUGCAUUGCAAAUAUGUCUGGGUCUGGAAACUUGUGAUGCUGGGUGCCGUAUCAUGAGGAGAGGAGGCCACAUGUGCUGGCUCAGCAUGGCAAGUUUCUGAGCUCUUCUAGGUGUUGCCUAUUCUGCAUGACAAACUGCGUUUCUGCACGCCAGGAAAGUAGGGCUUCGGCUUUUGGGUAGUGCGCAUGACAGAUUUAAGAGUCAUGCCAAACAAGCAUGACAAACAUGCAUUCUUCCAGAGCCAGACAUAAUAUUUGCAGUUGAUACAGGCGGCGGCCUUGCAAAACGUUCUGAACGUGAUUUCCAGCGAGCCCGGCUAUCCUGUGCAAAAGUAUCGCACUCGUAGUAAUUACCAAUUGCAAAUAUGCAUGACAAAUCUUCUUCCUGCGGUAAAACAGCAUUACAAAUUCCAUUUCUAAUGCUGAGGCAAUUUGUAUUGCGAUUUAUACUAGUACGAUACUUUUACUUUUGCAAUGCAUACCGGCGCCGGGGUGUUAAAAGGCGCCUUGGAGCAGAUGAUCCAAGAUACCAACGAAGACGGGUCCCAGGCCGAGCAGAAGGCCGCAGAACUCGCGGCUCUCACGCAGGACGCAGUGAAGAAGCUGCAGGGGUCGCUCGACUUGACCACGGAACAAAUCGACUUGUUGCUCGUAUCAAAUGCCAAUAUACCUGGGUCUGGAAGGAUGCAAGGUUUGUCAUGCACAUUUCGCAUGACUCCUGAUGUCUGCGAUGCAUGCCCUAGCAUCACAGAUUUUGUGAUGGUCUCCUGAUGCCUAAACCGCAUGAGCAAUGCCCACUCGCCGUCGUAAAAGCUGGGCCUCUUUUGCUGUUCAUGCAAUACAGAUUUUUGUAGAAUCCAGAUUCAGCAUCACAAGUUACAUCCUUCCAGACCCAGACAUAUUUGCAAUGCAUAGCCCGAGCGCCAGACCAACUCGACCGCGGACUUAUCAAAUGCAAAAAUGUCUGGGUCUCGUCUGGAAAGUUGUGAUGCAAGGAAGGGAAUAGUGAGCACACUGUAGUGCGCAGCCCAGCAUGACAAGUUUUUCCGCGGCUCAGAGUUGCGUACUGCGCAUGAGAAACUGCGUUUUUGCAUGACAGAGAAGAGGAGCUCUUUGUGGCCGCGCAAUACAGAGUUGAGACUCAUGCCAGACUAGCAUGACAAAAGUCGCAAUUUCCCAGACCCAGACAUAUUUGCAAUGCAUAGGACUACUUUAAAAACAAGUACGUGUCCGACGCGAUCGACAAGGUUUUGGCCUUGUCGCGGGAAAUAUGACAGUGCACAACUUCUCCUCCCCCUCAUUUGUCAUGCAAACCCCCAAACCCAAAUGCUUCCCUGUGGCACUGUUCGCAUGACAGGUUCCGGAAGCCCAAACAGUACUACACUAGAACUGCAUGAAUUUGUCAUGCACAGGCUCCAAGUGUGCUGGUGUUUGGAUUGCUGUUCACGCAAUAGUACAAAUGAGAGGGAGGGGGAGUUGUGCACUCUCAUAGGAGGACCUCGUGCUGUUUGAGGAUCUCGAUGCUAAAGUAAAACCGAUGGAGCGGACGAACGUGGAAAAAUUGCAGCUGAUCUCGCAGUAUGCAUUGCAAGAGUAUCGUACUAGAGGUAAUGUCGCAUCAGCAUGACAAAUGGAAUUUGUAGUUAUGCGGAAGGAAAUAAACAAGAUUCGCUAUGCAUAAACUGCAAUUAUUACGAGUGCGAUACGUUUGCAAUGCAUGCGUAGCAGAGUCUGGAGAUGUUCAAACUCGCUAAAGACGUGGAGACCUACGAGCAGUGCGUCAGUGCCGGCGGAAACUCGCCCGACCAUAUCCUGUGCAAAAGUAUCGUACUCGUAGUAAUCGCAGUCAUGCAUUAUAAUUUUUUUUACCAAGGUAAAUCCGCAUGGCAAAUUUUAUUUCUCAUGCUGAGGGAAUUUGUAAUGCAUUUAUACUACUACGAUAUUUAGGAACAAAUCGGCCUAGCAAAGAAAAAGGCUCCUAAACGCCGACCAAAUGAAAACAAAACGGCAACUAACGGGGCAGAAAAGCACGAAAGGGCGGCCCAAGAGCGCCCCGGCCUUUUCAGGUUGUGCCCCUUCUACCCUGACGCGCGCGCCCUCGUUCCGUGUGCCAAUUGGCGGCCUUCGGUGGCACCAGCGGGAGCAGCGCGAAUUCCUAUGCGCGGCUGUGCGCGCAUGCCUUCUGGGCUGUCCGGCCACCGGCGUGCUGCUUAGCGACUAUCGCGAGGACUAUUUUGCGACAAGCACCCUCAAAGCAGACGCGCCGCUUUUUGACAGACGCGCAGGCUCCGUAGCGGUGCCGAGGGGAAGUCGUGCGAAUGUCGGACCAAGCAUUGCGGCCCUCUGUGUGGGGUAAAGCUAGUAGAGGGCCAAACGAGGACUCCUCCGCCCUUGUCUGCCCCAAGGUCGCGAGAUGUUGAGUCAGGUCGGAAGAGGGGCGGGGGAAUGAACCGACCUGAAGGCCACAGAAAAUGCGAAGGGAAGGGCGAAAAAAGAACAGCAACAGGCGCCACGGGAAGGCCUCGACGGCCCGUCGGGAAGCCGCCGGCCCGUCCUCAGACACGGUGGGAUUCUCGAUUUUUUCCGGUUGGGAGGGGCCCCCAACCGGAGAAAAUGGAGCGCCCCACCGUGUCUGAGGACAAACCGGCGGCUUCCUGGCGGGCCGCGAGGCCUUCCCGGCCGGUGCGCCUGCACGUAGCUGUAUGGCCUGCCACAUAGCGGCCCCUUCCCCUUGUCCCUUUCCUUGAGCCUUUCCUUCGGAUUUUGGUAGAUUUUCGGCAAAUUUUUGGGAGCUUUCAAAAACGCAGAGUGAUACGCACUCCGCCUUUUUUUUGACACGCAAAGUGACACGCAGAGUGACACGCACACUGAUACGCACUCGUCAAACACGACCUGUUUCUCGUUUUUGACGAGUGUGUACUGUCAAACCGCUCUGUAAAUUGACACGCAGUGAGUGCGUGUCAGUGCGUGUCACUUUUACAGACCGGAGAGAGGUUUUGGAAAGUUUUGGAAAUAUCCUUCACCGACGGUAUUGUGUGACACGCACUCACUGCGUGUCAAGUGCGUGUCACUCUUCACGCCUGUAUUCUCGCCACCAGCGAUUCGGUCGUGCGUGUCACUGCGUGUCACCAGAAUAUAGGUGCAAAAAGUGACACGCACUGACACGCACUAGAUGCGUGUCACUACCAUACCGUGCAGGAGAGAGACAACGCCUGUCGUCUUUUGGUCUUCCCCGAUGGUAUACGGUGACACGCACUGAGUGCGUGUCACUUUUUGCACCUAUAUUCUGGUGACACGCAGUGACACGCAUUGCGGUACGCAAGUGACACGCAGUGUGACACGCACUGCGUGUCACUUGCGUAUCACUUUGCGUGUCAACUGCGUGUCACUUUUUGGACUCAACUGCGUGUCAACUGCGUGUCACUUUUUGGACGUUUUGCUUGUCUGAGCGUGUUCAUUUUUUUGCGCCUUUUCUUCCCGAAUUCGACUGCCUUUUUUUGCGCCACAUUCUGCUUUUUUGAACAACAGAAAAUACGGCUUUUUUCUGUACUUUGGCAGCUCCAAGUUGAAGAAAAAGGCCGCGCUGUAUGUUUUGCUGCAGAAAGUACUCAAGACCGGCGCCCCCGCCCUGCUGGCGGGGGUCGGUUGGCCGGCAUGGGAGAGAGCACGAAGCGCCCGGAAAAGGGAAAAGAGGCCUUUUCCUGAAACUUGGCGGCCCGAAGUUGCAGAAAAAGGCCUCCAAAUGAUUGCCGCGAGCAAGUGCGCGCGCUUGGUCUGGCUUGGCUUCUUUGGCUCGGGCGAUGCUUCCUCGCUAUUGUUGGGCGCGCAGCUGGGCGCGCGGUUGGGUGCAAGCCGGCUUCUUGGCUGCGAUAGCUGCGAAGAAACGAAAAGACGAGCUUUUUCUGCAACUUGGCGGCCCCAACUUGUCGAAAAAGCCUGUCAGCCGAGACCUGUUGAACAAGACCGCUGCGCCUUUUGCUGCUGCCUGGCCGGAGGGGCCCGGUGACCUUCCGCCCUAGGCCCUCCCUCGCAUUUGUGCCUGGCCGCUAACUGAGGCCUUUUCUGGAAACUUGCAGCUGGGAACUUGUCCAAUUUGCGCGUCUUCUUUUUGUGUUUCUUGUUGUGGGCUCUGGGGCCAAAGGAAACACUUCGACAGCGCCACUCCCUAUCGCCGCCUGGCGUCCCAUGGCCAUGGUAGUGGACAUUUUGAGCGCGUUUCAGAAGCCACCCAGUUGCUAGGCCGAUUUCACUCCGACGAUAUGUUUGCAAUGCAUAGACCACUGUCUCGGGCAAAUCGGCCGCACCUACGCGUCUGGUAUGGCGCCCAAGGAGGAUCCGAACAUAUAUGAGACUCUCAAAUGUCACAUUCUCAAUUGUUACAUGAAUUUGUCAUGCAAAAGUACCUUAAGCGUGCAGAUCAGCAAGCUGCUUCGCAUGACAAAUUUCCGAAGGGCUAGACAGUAUCUAAAUCUGUGCCAAAUCUGUAUUGCAAGAGGCGCAAUGUUCCCCCUUUCGCUUUUGCUAUUUUUGCAUCACAAAUUCAUGUAACAGUUGUUGAGAAUGUAACAUUUGAGAACUCCAUAACAUCAUCUCCUACAUUGGUUGCUUCCGCGACAAGGGCCGGCGCGCCAUGCCCGUGAAGCGGUCCGGCUCGUUCACGGUGAAGAGGUGCUCCGAGGCGUGCGGUGCAGACUUCCAGUUUUUAUGGGAGUGUCAGGAUCGACGAAAUCGACAAAAUUGAAAUGAUUUUUGUCAUGCAUAAAACCGAUUCCAGUUGGGCCCCAAUUAAUAAGUGGCGCAUUACAAAUUCUGUCUGCAUUGAAAUCCAAUCUGUCAUGCUGUUUCGGUCAAGGAAGGCUGCUUUUGUCAUUCUCCGUCGUAGCGCCGCCGUCUCUACCCCUAAGGAGAGUUACAAUUAGCCUCAUUUGUCAUCGUCGCAAGACAGGCUCUUUGUGCCUCGCACUUUAUGCAUCGCAAAUUAUUUAUUCAACAUUGUUGCUUUCGGUCUUGACGCUUCCAUAAAUUUUCGGCGUGCAGUACGGGUCGGAGUGCUUUUGCGCCAGAUCCGCCUCUAUCAAAUGCAAAAAUGUCUGGGUCUGGAAGAUUGCAAGAUUUGUCAUGCCUGUCUGACAUGACCAAAAAGUUUGUGAUGCGUGUCCAAGAAGAGACACGCUUUCCUGUCAUGCAAAAACGCAGUUUGUCAUGCGAAAAACGCAACACAAAGAAGCGCAGAUGUUUCUGCUCAUGCUUGCCUGUGCAACAUUACAGAGCAUCCACUAUCUUUCCCAACGCAGCAUUACAACUGUUUCCAGACCCAGACAUAUUUGCAAUCCAUAGCCUCCGAAUACGCCAAGUACGGGGAAAAACCGGAAAAGGACUGCCAGGGCCCGGGCCGGUCCCCGAAGUGCGUGGACGGUAGCGACACGCACUGCGGCGGCCCGUGGAGAAAUGCGGUUUACAAGCAACCGAAAUCGAUGGUGGGCCUGUUCUUCUUGCAGGGGAAGCAAAGUAGAGUAGGCGGGGGACAACUACAACUAGUGGCAUCGGCGAACAACCGUCAACAGAAGCCGAAGAGCUACUCGUUUCUGCAAACGGACGCGCGAAACAAGAACCAGCAGAAUUACAGAACCUCCUCAUCAACAUUUUUCUCGGCUGGUACAGGGAACAAAAACAGCAAGCCAAUCAUCGCCAAGAUAUCUUCUACGAUAUGAAUUGCAAAAGUAACGUACUAGUAUAAAUUGCAAUACAAAUUGGCUCAGCAUUACAAAUCAAAUUUGUAAUGCGGAUUUGCCUUAGGAACGAUAUUUGUAAUGCAUAAAUGCAAUUAGUACGAGUACGAUACUUUUGCACAGGAUAUACGAAGAAGAAACUUGCACUGGCGCGGAACCGGCUGCGAAACGCGGUCACAAACUUCUCAAAGAUGAACAAAGCGGAAAUCAUCGAGAGCUCCGCCCCAAGUCCGAUUUUCCGAGCGGUAGAAGAGGAGGCGCCGGCAGGAGCUGGUGCAACAAGUUCUUCUACGUCGAUCAUGGGGGCUGAUUCGAAUUCCGACGAAGACGGAGCCGCGGGAAGUACCACUGGAACAACAGCUGGAACAGGUGCAGUCGCAGCUAAACAGGAGACUCUGGCGCAGCAGAAAAAGAUUCAACUGGCGUCCGAUUUGCUGCGGAACGUGGGGCUGGCGCUCCGGGACCCGGCGAUGCAGGAAUUUGGGAAGCGGAUGAACAAAAACGACUUGCAGACGAAUCUGAACGCCCUGAAUUUGUUCGCGCAACAGAAAGUCGACAGCACGGGUGGAGCGGUACUAGCGACGACUUCUACUUUUUCAAUGUUUUCCUCUGGAGCUGCGGCUUCAACAUCUACCACGACCAGCAGCCGCCAGACCCCGUGCACGACCGCGGCACUAGACGCCGCGAGGGAGAAGGUUUCUACUGCUUUGGACAUGAAACUGAAAGAGGAGAAAAAGCUCGUGGACGCGAAGGGCAAGCUCGCGGUGCAGGAGGCGAUAUGGGGCUCUCAAACGUUACACUCUCAACUGUUACAACAUGACUUGUCAUGCAAAACUACCAUCAUCAUCCACACGAUCAAGCUGCUUUGCGUGACAAAUCUGCGAAGGGCUAAACAGCGCCUGAAUCUGUGGGGAAUUUGUAAUGCUACAGGUGAAACCUCCCCCCUUUGACUUUUGCCAUUCUUUCAUUACAAAUUCAUGCAGCAGUUGAGAAUUUAACGCUUGAGAACUCCAUAGGCGAUUGGCUCCGUUUCGGAAACUUCGAAGAAGCUCGAGAACCACCUGCUGGAGCUCGGUGGGGAGACGUGGCAGAUAUGCAGUGCAAAAGCAUCGCACUAGUAGUAAAAGUAAUCGUAGUACAGCAUGACAAACACAAAUGUGGUUUCUUCGGUAAAUCUUCAGCAUUACAGUUUAUUUUCUGGAAAGAUUUGUAAUGGUAUUUGUAUUUCUAUUAGUACGAUGCUUUUGCAUUGCAUAGCACAAGGUGGACAGCAAGUGUCAGGAGAUUCUGACGAAGCUCGACGAGGAGAAGAAGGUCGUCUUCGAGGAGUUAACCACCCUCGCCAGCCAGAACGCCACUGCAGCGUCGGACGAAAGUAAUGCCGCUGCAGGGGUCAUUCUUCCGAAGCUCCUUGCAGAGGAGGUGACGCACAAGGUGGCCCGGUUCGAAGAGGAGGUGACGGACUUCCGGGACCACUUGGGAGAGCAGUGCCUAAAUCACGCGAUCGAGAUUAUGACGACCAUCGAGAACCAUAUGGGCUCGGAACUGUACGAGAGCACCACCGGUGCGAGUGCGGAAGAGUUUGCGACGGUUAAGCAAGACGUCGUGGACCAAGAAAGCGAGGUGGAGAAGGCAAAAACGGCGCUAAGCGCCGCCCGGAAGGAGUUCGACGACCUGGCGAGCAGCUGCCCCGGCAGCCCCGCGGAGUCCUCCGGGGCGGUGUCGCUGGCUGCCAUCCGCUUCGCGGAGAAGGUUUUGGAGUCGGGAGCGGAGCUGAAGCCGGAGGUUGGGGCGAUGACAGUGUAAAAGUUCUUUAGUAGAUGGGGACCACCGCGGGCCGCUCGACAAGAAAGCGAGCAAGAAAGUCCUCUACGGUUGUUCUUCUUUUCCAGACAAUAAACAAAUCUGUAUAGUUUUUUCCUGUCAAGAUUUUUGUCAAGUCAUCACCCACUUCCCGCUCGGUGCUGGUUGUAUUGCGAAAGAAAGUGUUGAUCUAUGAAAUGAGUACAACUACGACCAAAUAUGAAUAUCUGUUCACGCCCCGACGUAAGAACUAUGUCACUCUCACUUCUGAAGAUGUCGCCCAUGAGAUAAAAGCCAAAUUUCAGGCGAUGUCAUAGACACGCCGGGGCCGGUGAGAGCUGUAGUGGUCGUGGGGAAAUAAACACGAAGAUGAAGCACUACUAGAACUAGUACCCAGACUCAGAAGGAACAUGAUGAACAACGAAGAAGUAUUUAGCUACGUAUACAUAGCUGUUUUUAAACGAAAACUCAC
This is a messenger RNA of Amoebophrya sp. A120, 8935 nucleotides long. The record is from the annotation of a GenBank genome assembly. Lineage: Eukaryota; Dinophyceae; Syndiniales; Amoebophryaceae.